Drosophila grimshawi is the source of this 1827-nucleotide messenger RNA. RefSeq names its product putative inorganic phosphate cotransporter. The coding region runs from base 38 to 1474 and encodes 478 amino acids. Gene Ontology annotation, biological process: monoatomic anion transport; transmembrane transport. The record is from RefSeq and is a predicted model, not a curated record. The transcript has 6 exons. Gene Ontology annotation, molecular function: transmembrane transporter activity. NCBI's taxonomy places the organism in Eukaryota, Metazoa, Arthropoda, Insecta, Diptera, Drosophilidae.
AUUAUAAUUUUAAACAAAUUAAUAGAAUCUUGAUUGUAUGGAGCCUGCAGAUAACAGGCCCGAAUGGGGUAAAACCUGUAGUAAAGGCUGCCUGUUGCCGCAGCGCGUUGUUACUACUCUGAUAGGUUUCUUUGCACUAGUCUGGGCAUAUACGCACCGUGUCUCAAUUUCGCAUGUUAUCACAGAACUGGUUGUACCCAUAAAUCGCACAGAUUCAAACACUGAACAGGAGGAUGUGUGUCCACCAGAGGAAGCCGAUGGCGGCCGAGAGAAUUUGGGCAUAUACGAAUGGUCGGAGCAGAUGCAGGGAUAUGUGCUGGGUAGCUUUUAUAUUGGCUACCUGAUUACACAUAUGCCCGGUGGCAUUGUGGCUGACAAAUAUGGUGCCAAAUGGGUAUUGGCCAUCUGCAUGGGUGUCUCGACUCUAUGCACUAUUUUCUGCCCGUUAGCCAUUGAAUAUGGCGAACAAUGGGGCUUGAUGUGUGUCCGCAUUAUGAUGGGCGCUGCCCAGGGACUCCUGUUUCCCUCUCUGACUACACUCCUCUCGGCGUGGGUGCCCACUAAGGAGCGCGGUAAAUUGGGCACCUUGUGCUACAGUGGCGUGACUGCCGGUACAGUCGUUAGCAACUUAGGCUCUGGUCUUAUGCUCCAUGCUUUUCAUUGGUCGGUUACGCUGUAUGUGUUUGCUAUUGUAACUGCGAUCUGGUUUAUAAUAUUCAUUUUCUUAUGCAGCAGCGAGCCCUCUUCGCAUUUGUGUAUAAAGCCGAAAGAGAUGGCCUAUCUAGAUGAGGAGAUACCAAAAAAGUCUGGUAACAAGGUGCCAAUACCAUGGAAAGAAAUUAUGUUAAGUAAGGAAAUGUUCGCGGUGAUCGUUAGUCAGAUUGGACACGACUGGGGCUACUUUGUGAUGAUCUCUUGUUUGCCCAAGUAUAUGGCCAAUGUACUUCAGUUUUCAGUUCGGUCCAAUGGUAUCGUUACAGCCUUACCAUUUAUUGCCAUGUUUCUUAGCACUCUGUUGUUUGGCCACGUGGCUGAUUGGAUUAUACGUUCAGGCAAACUUACGAUUACAGUCGAACGUAAAUUGUUUACAAUUAUUGGUGCCUUUUUUCCGGGAUUGUUUAUGGUGCUAGCCUCGUAUGCUGGCUGUAAUAAGACUCUGGUUGUUACCCUAUUUACCAUAUCAAUGUUUGUUAUGGGCCCGUAUUAUAGCGGACAGAAACUGACCCCAUUAGACAUGGCACCCAGUUACUCUGGCACUAUCAUGGCCAUAACUAAUGGUCUUGGCUCUCUCGCCGGCAUGCUCUCGCCUCCUAUUGUUGGACUUCUUACGCCCAAUGCAACUAUGAAUGAGUGGCGAAUGGUAUUCUGGUUGGGCUUUGCCAUAUUAGUUAUAUCGGCUAUUGUAUUUGCAAUUUGGGGCACGGCCGAGGUACAGCCCUACGAUCCGAGGUUUGCCGAGAAGAAAGCGGGCUAAGUACAUAAUGCAAAAUGCAACCUAUAAUUUAUCUAAAUAUGCAACAUCGAAGAAAUUUAAUAUAAGGCAAGCUAAUCGAUAAAGUAAAGCGAUUUUAAUCAAGACCUGUUAGCGACAGGCUGCCCUUGGAGUCCACUCAACCUGACAGACGGCGCGAUAGGCUGACAUGCCAUUAGAAUCGUAAAAUAUGCAGACUUGCCAAUUAUAUGCCCCAUUUUUCACGAUAAGUCUACCACAAAACAGAAGUCAGAAAAAAAAGAAAGCAGAAAAACUGUCAACAUGUCUUUGAUUUGUGUGUCAUUUCUUUUGUAUGGUUUUUGUUACAUAGAUUUAAAAUUAUAUGUAUAUAUAUA